AACCCUGGACGCAUGGGAACCCUUCUCCGAUGGCGACGGCAACGGCAACGCCUCCUUCGUCCAAUUUCACAAUUCCCCUUCAGUGGACGGGCCUGCGGAUAAACCCCUUCACUUCCUCUCCUUCGCCCUCCUCUUCUUCCUUUUCCCUCCCCAGAGCUCGGAGUUUCCCUUCAACCGUAUCUCCUAUCUGCGUCUACUCUCACCAAUUCCAACCCCAAUCCCAACUUCCUCUUCUCCUCCCCCGCCGCCCCGUCCCAAUAACCCUCGUCUCCGCCGGACGCAGCAAGAAGAAGCCUGGAGGGUCCUCUUCCGGUCGCAUCGAAGGCAGCGGUGAGGUGCGUCGGCAAGCCAAGGAACGUGCUCGCGUCCGCAGCCGCCGCCUCGCGGAGAACCGUUUCUACCGCCGCAAGCGUCAGGCCGCAAACCAGGCGGAUAAUUUCACCGAUGACGAGCUUCAGGCUAUCGGCCUCGGCUACGACCGCGCCGUCCGCUUCUUGUCCAAGGACGACCCUCUCCUCCGCCACCCAUACGAUUGGUACAAGUAUGGCCGUUACGGUCCCUACUCAUGGCGCGGUAUCGUGGUCGGCCCGCCAAUCCGCGGGCGAUUCUCUGACGACCGCGUGACCCUCAUCAACGAUGUCCGCACACACGAGGAAUGGGACGAGAUCGACCAGUUCGAAAUGUCCAAGGACUACUGCAGCCGCCUCAAUCCCUCCGCCGGGCUGAGAUACUACUGGGUCUUCGUGCGGCACCCCAAGUGGCGGCCGACAGAGCUCCCCUGGCAGCAGUGGACGCUGGUGGCGGAGGUAGCGAUGGAGGCUGGAAACCAACGGCUGGACAAAUGGAGCCUCAUGGGCCGGCUCGGCAACCGGGUGCGCUCGACAAUCACCCAGUGCGCGGCCUGGAUGCGACCGGACAUCAUCUACGUGAAGCGCCCGGUGUACCAGUGCCGGUUCGAGCCGCAAGAUGAAUUCUUCAAGAUGUUGGGGCCGCUUCUCGACCCGAGCAUAGAAAGCCAGUACCCUUGCGAGUUGCAGCACGAGGACGGCCGGGUCGAGGUGUGCACGUACUUCGCUGGGCUCUGCAAGAUCGUGAAGUGCAACCCCAAGGCAUACGUCGACGACGUGGUGAAGGCAUAUCAGAAACUGAGCGAGGACGGGAAGUCCCGGUGCCUGGAAUUCUUGCUGAGCAACCACCCCAUGGAACUGCUCCAUCCCUACACCAAGGAGUGGAAGGCGAAGCUAGAGGAAAUGGAGUUGGGAUGUGACGCGCCGGACGACAGUGAGGACGAGGCAGAUGACGAUAGUGAUGGAAAUGACGAAUCACAAAUCAUGGAUUGGACCGAGGAAGGUGAAAGUGAUCGAGAUGAGGAAGAGGAGAACGAGGAUGAAGAGGUGAUUGAUGUUGGCGAUGAGGAUGAUGAGGAAACCGAAACCAAUCCGGAAGAGACGAAAGAGUAUUGGGAUGCGCUGUGGAGGAAAACCGCUAAGAGCUCAAACGAUAUGGAAAAGUUAGUGAAGAGGAGCAUCGAAUUGUCGAACAAGCAUUACAAGGAGCAGAUGCUCCAAGAAAAUAAGAGGAAGGAAACGAAUAGUGCGAACAAUGAGAAUGCUGUAGAUGUGGAUCUGGAGGAUGAGGACAUGGAAGAAUGGUUCGAGGAAGAGCGGAACAAUGCAGGUCAUUCCACAAAGAGGAAGGUGAAAAAGCGAAAGAUACCGCCAGAGUUGUUUUUGAGAGCUUCGGUGAGGCACUUCACGUAUCGAAAUCUUGUCAAAGAGAUAGUCCUGAUGCGGCACGCCAUUAUCGAUGGAGAUGUUAUCGUGAGCUGAUGAACCUGCGAAUCCUUGUGAGUUGUGAUGUGGGAAUGGAACAGCUUGGCGGUAGUGUUCCUACAUUUUCCCCAUUGAUGUCGGUUUCUACUUUUUCCUAGUGUGGUAAAACUAAGAUGUCUUAUGAUUAAAGGGUUUCAUUAACUUUUAAUGCA
This is a messenger RNA of Zingiber officinale, 1984 nucleotides long. RefSeq lists its product as uncharacterized. Bases 30 to 1829 code for a protein of 599 amino acids. Lineage: Eukaryota; Viridiplantae; Streptophyta; Magnoliopsida; Zingiberales; Zingiberaceae. The record is from RefSeq and is a predicted model, not a curated record. The transcript has a single exon.